Strigops habroptila (Kakapo) is the source of this 2990-nucleotide messenger RNA. RefSeq names its product LIM homeobox transcription factor 1-alpha-like. Lineage: Eukaryota; Metazoa; Chordata; Aves; Psittaciformes; Psittacidae. The record is from RefSeq and is a predicted model, not a curated record. Bases 1 to 1374 code for a protein of 457 amino acids. Gene Ontology annotation, biological process: neuron differentiation; regulation of transcription by RNA polymerase II. Gene Ontology annotation, cellular component: nucleus. The transcript has 9 exons. Gene Ontology annotation, molecular function: RNA polymerase II transcription regulatory region sequence-specific DNA binding; DNA-binding transcription factor activity, RNA polymerase II-specific.
AUGCCCCGGACGGGGGGAGACACGGGUGUGCGCCCCGUCCGUGUGCGGAGAGACCGGCACCGGCAGUGCAGGGACCCGUCGGGCCGCCGUGUCCCGACAGGACGGGAAGGGAUGGAAGGCAGGGGGGUGUUGGGAAACAGCGCGGCCGGAGCCCCCGGCGCUGCCCCCGGUGCGGGCUCCGGGCAUGCCGGGGCCCCCGCGCUGGCCGCCGGCAUGAAGACGGAAGAAGCUCCGUCCUGCCUGCAGCAGGCAACGCCGGUCCUUGGCUUCGGUCCCGACUCCAAGAUGCGGGAGGUGUGUGCAGGAUGUGACACCCCCAUCUCGGACCGGUUCCUGCUCCGUGUCAAUGAGCGCUCGUGGCACGAGGCCUGUGUGAAAUGCGCCGUGUGCCUGCAGCCGCUGGCCGGGACCUGCUACUGCCGCAACCGGCAGCUCUACUGCAAGCACGACUAUGAGAAGCUGUUCCAGACCAAGUGCAGCAGCUGCUUGAAGGCGAUCGCCCCGUCCGAGCUCAUCAUGAGGGUGCUGGAGAACGUCUACCACGUGCACUGCUUCUACUGCUGCGAGUGCGAGCGGCGCCUGCAGCGUGGGGACGAGUUCGUGCUCAAGGAGGGGCAGCUCCUGUGCCGCAGCGACUAUGAGAAGGAGAAGGAGAUGCUGAGUGCUAUCAGCCCUGCACCCACCGAGUCUGUGAAAAGCGAGGAUGAAGAUGGUGGCCACUCCCAUGGCAAAGGCAGCGAGGAGAGCAAAGACCACAAGCGCUCCAAGCGCCCGCGCACCAUCCUCACCACGCAGCAGCGUCGGGCCUUCAAAGCUUCCUUUGAGGUUUCCUCUAAACCCUGCAGAAAGGUAAGAGAGACCUUGGCAGCCGAGACGGGCUUGACCGUGCGGGUGGUACAGGUCUGGUUCCAGAACCAAAGAGCCAAGAUGAAGAAGAUUGCUCGCAGGCAACAACAGCAGCAGCAGCAACAGCAGGAGCAGGAGCAGAUGGGCAACCCUCGCCUGGGCACUGGGAGAGGCACCGGUCGCAACAGCAGGCAGAGCAAUGAUGACAGCGAAGACGGCGCGAGUGUUCACGGCCUGGAUGGGCUCAUGGUUCCCUACCCCAGGAUCCCCCAGCAGCAGCUCCUGCCCCUGGACCAGAAUGGCUACAGCACAGACCUGUACAGACAAGGGCUGACACCACCUCAGCUGCCAGGAGACCAUCUGCACCCCUACGACUCGGAAGGAGUCUUUCACGACAUGGACAGUGACAGCAUCAGCCACCUAGGAGACUGCCUGCUCUCCACAGCUGAAGCCAACCUCCUCCAAGCCCGUGUGGGCAACCCCAUCGACCGACUCUACUCCAUGCAGAGCUCCUACUUCACAUCCUGACCAUAGAAAAGCCGCCAGCCCUUCACUGAGUAUCUCGGGUGGAUGCUGCUUCCUAUUCAGAAUGAGGGUGAGGAGAAGAACCAAGGCUGAGACCUUCAGAGACAUUCCUUGAGCACUGCACAAUGGAGGAGGCAACUCGGUCACCUACAAGCACUAAUUUAUGGGGACCUUUCAGAGCCUGAAGGACUUUGGAGCGCCUCUCUCCUUUUUUCUAGCCACAAGUAGAUCCAUGGUAUGAUGUUGUUUAGCUGUACCUUUAGCAGUUUGUCCAGUGUUGAAGCUUUUGAGCAUUAUGUCCUGCAAACAAAGACUGGCCAAGCUCCCCAGAGCUGCCCCUAGAAGCAGGAGGAGCCCUUCCCACCACAAUUCCCUUUAUUUAAGCCUUGGUUGCAGCUGAGCUGCUUGCUGUGCUCUUUUGCCUCCUUUCCCAACCCAGAUGCAGACUUCACGGGACAAGGGUAACUUGCAACAGGAAAAUCCAAGUUCCUGAGACAUCUCUAGGGGAUGACACUGCUGCUUCCCAGAUUUUCUAUGUGACCCAGGACAGGUUUGUAACGUUUGCCACUUAGAAAUGCACAUCCAUCAUCCAUCAUCAUGCCACGAGGCAGGCGAGUCACAAGAAGCAAUGUUUUGUACCUACAAAAAGGGCGAGAAAGAGAGAGCAGAGAAUGGAAGUCUGUGUUAUCACCAAAGGGAAACUCUUUAUUCUCCUGCCUAGGACCCAAGGCUGGGAUUUCAUUCUUUCUAUAGGUGAAGGAGAGCUGGUAUUCCUGGUAAGGUCAGGUUUUCCCAGGAGCCUGCCUAACAGCACGCCAGCUGAAGGAAUACUAACUUGCCCUUGUCUAUUUAAACUGAACAGACAACUCCAAAAGGAAAUAGAGACUCUUUUCCAACCUGGGAUCUCCAGAGUUGGAGCCUAGUGGUGCAGCCUGAGAGCUGAUGGUUCUGUACGUGGUGGUGUACGUCCAAGCCUCCCCAGGCUGAUUUUAAAGGUGUGUAGCCUCUUCAAUGUAAAAGAAAUACCUGAUUCUUGUUGUCUGCAGUUACAGAGGCUGAACCAGAGCCCUUAUCAAUCACUUCACUCUUGCUUCACCUUUAAUAAAGCUGUGUGAACGUGACACGUGCUCAUGUGCAGUCACUUCCCGUUGCCUCUACAGCGCUAAGUUCUGUAGCUGGACUUUGCUCUUGGUACCAGAUGAUGUCUCUCCCCAGAGACAUCUCCUCAUGUACGUAGCCUACAGACACUCUGACAUUGCUUUUUAUGAGGGAAGGGGAAGCCUUUUGCACCAACAGCUCUUUAUGCCACAUGUUUGCCCAGAUAGACAAGUUCUAGCCCAAGCUGCUGCAGUUGGGUGGCUUCCACCCUUGUGAUGUGGUCAACCAGCCCUAAGAAACAGAACUCAAGCUGUUUGUUGCUUAUAGAGGCUCUUGCACUAGAGACAUUUUCAGGUUAAAGAGGAUGUUCCAGUGAACUAUGUACCCAAAUACCAGAGCCAGCUUCACCCACUGCACCCUCACCCUCUCUUCCUUGUGAUCCAGUGCUGUGAUGUGCCCAUGCGGUUUUCUUUGCAUGUACAUUUGAAAACCAUCAUAAUAAUACUAAUAAUAAAGCAAAC